Aegilops tauschii subsp. strangulata is the source of this 1544-nucleotide messenger RNA. RefSeq lists its product as uncharacterized. NCBI's taxonomy places the organism in Eukaryota, Viridiplantae, Streptophyta, Magnoliopsida, Poales, Poaceae. The record is from RefSeq and is a predicted model, not a curated record.
AGUAAAGCUUCCUUCUCACACCCACCAUGGUGACAAAUGUUCAAAUCUAAAUGGCUACAUUGCACAUGCGAGUUCUCAACCCAAAUCGAUCGAUCACUCACAGCCCGUAUAUAAACGUACAUGCGUGUAUAGCUAGCUACACGGUGCGCUAUGCAAGCUCCUAAGUUGCACCACAGGUUGUCAUCAAGCGGGAGCGCGCCUAGCUAGCUAACAUGGUGGCAGCAUCAAGAAGAGCAUCCUCGAUGCGUGUAAGAGCUGCCAUGAAGAUGGCAUACCUCCUGGCCUUCGCCGUCGUCUUGCUCUCGGCGUGCGGCCUCGCCUCCUCGAGGUCGCUGCCCUCGGUCACCACCCAUGGCGCCGAUGCACAGCUGGAAGGUGGCCGAGCCGCGCGCGCCAAGCUCGAGCCUCCAACCGCGAAUGCCGAUAAACCGCCGGAGCUCGGCAUCGGCGACGACGGUGCCGUUCAGUCUGAGAAGAAAAAGCGCCAUGCCAAGGCGCCGCCCAAGCACCACGGGCCUGGCAAACACGCUCCUCCGGCCGACCUUUCGCCGCCGGCGCCUGAUCCGGACGGCGGCCAGCCCCCGGAGGUACCUGUUCCGGAGGGCCCGCACGACCAGAAUCCGCCAGCGUGGCCGUUCCCGUGGCCGCAGCCGCCACCGGGCAACGACCAGUGGCCGCCGUUCCACCCGCCGCCGCUCCCCGCGUGGACGCGUCCGGGCGACGACCGACCGCCUCUGCCUCCGUUCCCGUUCCACCCACCGCCACUUCCUGCAUGGCCGCAACCAGAACCAGGCGAGCAGUGGCCCCCGCUGCCGGCAUGGCCGCAGCCAGAACCAGGAAAGCAGUGGCCCCCGCUUCCUGCAUGGCCGGAGCCAGGACCAGGAGAGCAGUGGCCGCCGUUUCCGGCAUGGCCGCAGCCAGACCCAGGAAAGCAGUGGCCGCCGUUCCCGGCAUGGCCACAACCGGAGCCAGGAAAGCAGUGGCCUCCGUUCCCGUUCUACCCGCCGCCGAUGCCGUCAUGGCAGUGGCCGCCAGCACUGUCUUUCCACGGCCAGGAGGAACAACACGCAUCUAGGCUGGCGCCGCCUGUUCCAGCGCACAACUGAUGCAUGCGCACAAGUACACAACCGCGCGAUUUUGCCCUCGCGGAAGGACACCAAAUAUUUGUACGACAGGAAUGAAUAGCAAGGAUAUCAAAUAUUAGACCGUGACCACGUAAUCAAUAAAGCUGGCAUAAUUUUAAGUUUACGAGAAGAAAAAAAUACAACAUUGGAGAAGAGAAAUUACUGCACACUUACAUCUUUUCUUUUGGAGAGCCAAUUUUGUCGAAAAGGACCGCCUACCGAAUUGAAUUGCCAAAAAAACCACCUCUAGAUCCAAACGACCGAAAAGAUCAGCUGUGCCUGAUAGCAGACGCGCCGGCCGACACGUGGCACCUGCCACCAGGUCGCAGACGGCAAGACCUGCCACAGGGACGCAAGCGGCAGGUUGAGCAGCACAACUUCAAGCUUUGUAUGGGAACAAAAAAGAAAGACGUGGGGCCU